Messenger RNA from Pseudozyma hubeiensis SY62, 2070 nucleotides. RefSeq lists its product as hypothetical. The transcript has a single exon. NCBI's taxonomy places the organism in Eukaryota, Fungi, Basidiomycota, Ustilaginomycetes, Ustilaginales, Ustilaginaceae. Bases 1 to 2070 code for a protein of 689 amino acids. Gene Ontology annotation, cellular component: membrane. The record is from RefSeq and is a predicted model, not a curated record.
AUGUCGACCAACAUCUUCCGCGACAGCUAUGCAGGUGACGCUCCAGAACAGCACGAUGAAGCUACCACCGGCUCAGGGUCGAAGACCAAGAAGCCGAGCUUCUUCAAUCUGCCCGGAGGAGGAAAAGCUAUCUUUGCCUUUGUACUCAGCCUUUUCGCAUAUACUCUGCAGACAGAGUUUGCACAAUACGUCCAGCAGUCUCUCAACUACCGCAAACCUUUUCUGUCCCUCUAUUUAGGGCAUAGCGGCUUCGUGCUGUUGUUUCCAAUGCAUCUCUACUUUCUCAAGUGGACCACAGGGCGACCCAUCACACACUACCUCCAUCUCAUCGCACAGAACCUGCGGUGGCAGCUCGAGACACCGGCGUCAGCAUUACCUGAUCCACGCGCCGACGCAGUACGUCAACGCCUCAGCCAGGCUUCCGGAAGGGGAGACCGUCAAAGUGGCAGCGACUGGGAUGUUCAGGCAACCGAAAGCCUCAGACGUCGGCCGGCGUCGUCACUCGAGCAAACGUUUGGCUUCAACGUCGUUCGUCUUGCUGGCCUCUUCCUGGUCUUGACCGUCGGAAUCACAGUGCCAGCGCUCAGCUGGUAUUGUGCGGUACCUAUGACGUCGAUGGCAGACAUCACUGCCAUCUACAACACCUUUUCGGUGUGGGCGCUCGUCUUUUCCGUCUGGUUCCUCGGCGAGAAGUGGGAGAAGCGUAAAGUCUUUUCGGUGCUGCUGGCGUGUCUGGGCGUCAUCAUUGUUGCGUACGGCGGCGCAGAUCACCGCAAAGUGCGCAAGCCAAUAGAUCCAGUACACGGCAAGCCUCUUGCAGAGGACGAUCCUGCAGAGCGAAUCGUGCGACGCUUUGCACAGACGCUGCUUGAUCGCUUGGCGUUCAGACGAGGGGCUUCGUCUGAUCCACCCGUCAGCAGCGCGCACAAUCCGGUGCUGGGCGACUUGCUGGCAUUUGUCGGUGCAGUGACAAUGGCAGCGUACGAGAUGGCGUUCAAGCUCAUCGGCACGCUUCCCGAUGAGCAAAAGCAAGCCGAGAUGUAUUCUGCUGUUCCUGGAGGUCGCAAUCGCCGGUCUCGCAGCUACGUCCGCUAUCAGGACGAAGACGGCAACGAGCAUCAGCAGAGACAAGAAACCGAAGGGCUCCUAUUCGAUUCGCAGCACGCAUUGCGGGACGAUGGGGUUGACGAUGAUCUCAGCACGCGCCACUCCAAUGGCGACGGCGCUGGUCAGCAUGUCAUUGGCGAUGAUGACGAAGACGAUGUGAAGAAGGGACGAUCAAGUGGGGCCAGGAGAUACUCGACCGUUGCAGACAAGUUGAUCGACCAGGAUCGUCAAGACUAUCAGAGCAUCACCCCGCCUCCGGAGCCGACGGAGCCGUUGGAACAGAGCAACGAAGGCAAAACGGUCAAAGCUGCUGCCGACAAAGUGCGUGUGCACGCCAAGGCUGUUCGCUUAUCUGAAGGUCGGAGGAAGGAGACGGACGCGGAUCAAGUAAGUGAAGUGACAGAAAGCGAGCUAGACGAGGACGAAGAGCGACUGGUUCUUUCUGGUGCGACUCGGCUCCAACGUACGCGCUCGAACCUCUCCGUCCAUCACCACAGAGCAUCUACGGACACUAGUACCCCAACAUCGCGUCCAGGCCCGAGUCGAAGAAGCUCUUCUUAUCGCACAGUGCAUGAUCCCUCUAUCCCACCUCCGCUUCCUUUUGGCUUACACGCCAAUAUCAUGACAGCAGGGAUCGGUCUCACCACCCUGUCCACCUUCUGGAUGGGAGUCAUCAUCGCAAAUCAGCUCGGAUGGGAGCCCUUUGAGCUUCCGCACAACCUGCGCACGUACGUGUCCAUUGCCAUGGUCGUGCUUUGCGGCAUCUUUUUCAACGCUGCAUUCAUGAUCCUGCUUUCUCUGUGGGGUCCUGUGCUGGCCUCGGUCAGCUGUCUGAUGACGACCAUUUUGGUAGAAAUUGCUGAUGUUCUGCUUGGCCACAAACUGAAGUGGAUCAGCGUGCUCGGAUGUACAUUGAUUGGUGCUGGGUUCGGUGUACUUGUAGGCGGAGAUUCGAUCCACUAG